AUGGUUUCAAUAUUGAACAAUGACGACAACCCCUCUUUUGCGGUUCGACCUUCGAGAUCAUCUAAAUCCAGGCACGAGCCAACUGACCACUCUUCACAACUUCACGGGUGGCCGGCAUCAGUAAAGGGAAACCCGGAGUCGGCCAGCUUUCUCCAUGGAGAUAGCCGGCCACAAUGGAAGGACAUGUCAUCAUCUUCUGAGUCACAUUAUUACUCCUACGGGCCAGCGCCUCACUGCUCCUCGCCUCCUCAGUUUGUCAUGCCACAUAAUUUAGCCUAUGGGUAUGACCUCGAAGAAGGGGGACAUAUUCAGCAUGAGCAUCAGACAGGAGAACGAGAAAGGGUAUCACCACAAUCAAGUUACAGCAACUUUACAGAGUAUGCGGCGCCACCUACCACCAAAAAGCAUAAGCAUGCCUGUCCAUACGCUGCCUCCCAUGGAUGCUCGGCUACGUUUACGACCUCGGGACACGCCGCAAGGCACGGCAAAAAGCACACUGGUGAAAAACGAGUCCACUGCCCGGUGUGCAAUAAGGCAUUUACCAGGAAAGACAACAUGAAGCAGCACCAAAGGACUCAUCGCGAAUCAGGCAUUGAUGUUGAUAUUGACGGGCAUGACCAGAAUAUUUCCGACACCGCAUACUCCCAGUCUCCCGGCUCAACUACCGCAUACUUCCCUGCGUAUGAUACAGAAGCGCCGACUGACCCGCGACAUUCCCAAUCUCGCCGACACUCAAGCCGCUCCACUACUAGCUAUGAGGCUUCUCCUCGAUACCUAUCCCGAGAGCUCCCAGAUCCGCAAGAUGCAGAGGAUGAAAGACGGCCGCGUUCCCCGGCGUACCGCUCUGACAGCAUUUCCUCGGGACUGGACUCACUGGCAAUUGCAUCGACCAAGUCAAGCUAUAGCAGCAGACACAUAUCGAGGAGAUGA
Trichophyton benhamiae CBS 112371 is the source of this 930-nucleotide messenger RNA. RefSeq names its product C2H2 transcription factor (Egr2), putative. Gene Ontology annotation, molecular function: RNA polymerase II cis-regulatory region sequence-specific DNA binding; DNA-binding transcription factor activity, RNA polymerase II-specific. The record is from RefSeq and is a predicted model, not a curated record. Gene Ontology annotation, biological process: regulation of transcription by RNA polymerase II. Lineage: Eukaryota; Fungi; Ascomycota; Eurotiomycetes; Onygenales; Arthrodermataceae. The transcript has a single exon. Bases 1 to 930 code for a protein of 309 amino acids.